Messenger RNA from Morchella importuna, 3573 nucleotides. RefSeq lists its product as uncharacterized. Gene Ontology annotation, molecular function: protein binding. Gene Ontology annotation, cellular component: catalytic step 2 spliceosome. The coding region runs from base 1 to 3573 and encodes 1190 amino acids. Lineage: Eukaryota; Fungi; Ascomycota; Pezizomycetes; Pezizales; Morchellaceae. The record is from RefSeq and is a predicted model, not a curated record. Gene Ontology annotation, biological process: RNA processing; regulatory ncRNA-mediated post-transcriptional gene silencing; negative regulation of RNA catabolic process. The transcript is spliced from 6 exons.
AUGGAAACCACCAACACCUCGGAAAUGGAUCCCCAGCCUACUGAAUCCGCCCGCCGUAUUGUCCCCAAGUUUUCGAGCUUCAAACCAUUAAAAGAAGAUUCACCUCCGGCUUCUCUAGCACCAAAGGACGAAACGAAAGGCAAUCGACAAGAACACCACGAGAACCGGAGCCACAGAGAACACCGGAAGCACCGCUCAGGGAGUGGGGAUAGAAGAGGAGAUAGGAAGAAAGAUAAAGAUAGGAAGAGAGACCCCGACGAAAGGCGUCGUGACCGUGACAAAGAGAGGGACAGGGGCCGAGAUCAUGGCAGUGGACGAGAACAUCAGCACCGAGAUAAAGAUCGAGAACAUCGCCGUCACCAUCAUCGUAGAUCAACCUCCCCUUCUAGAAAUACCACUACUAUAGCGGUUCAAAGGACGCGCUCGCCUUCUCCGGACUCAUGGGACGCGCCGAAAAAACAAUACUACAUUGAUACACGCGGCGACCCUUCAAACAUCACUUAUGGCACUAUAUAUCGCUAUGAAAUCCCAGACUACCGUCGCCACGGGUCCGGGUGUGUGGUAGGUUUAAGCCCGGAUAUCCGGAUUGAUAGGGAAAAGGGGGAUGGGAAGGGGCUUGUCCUGACAUCCAAAAAAGAUAUAAAAUUUUCUGGGGGUGGCAAAAGCUCAAGAUAUACCUAUGCAAGAAAUGAUAAUGACGGUGUGAAAAUGUUGCGAAUUAAGCAGGACGGGGGGAGUGAUGAUAAAGCAUUUGAGGCGGGCUUGGAUUUUGUGCCAAUAUCGUCAAAAUUGAAGGGGAAGAAGAGAAAAAAUCACCCAGGUGCAGAAAGUGAAAGCUCAGAGGAAGACGACAACCAUUACCGGUCACUUGAAGGGCUAAAAAAGGUUGGCACAAAGCCGGAGGAUCGGGAUCUAGAGUAUGCGUCUUCCACAGACUCGGAUAAAGAUUUUGUCACCUCCAGUGAAUGGAUUGAUCGCAGACGGAACAGCGAGCUCAUCAAGAAGGUCGAUGCGAAUCCUCGGGAUGUCGAUAUUUGGAUGGAAUAUGUAAACCACCAAGACACACUUCUAAGUAGCAGCGGGCGGAAACCGAAACUUGCUGAGAGAAGAAGUAUCGGGGAAGUUAAACUUGAUAUUCUAACCAAGGCUUUAGAAAAGUGCCCAGGGGAUGAAAGGUUACUGGUAAAAUAUAUGGGUGUUGCCGAAACCCUUUGGGACCCCAAAAGACUUCUUUUAAAGUGGCAGCAAAUACUCAAAGAAAAUUCUGCAAUUAUUGGGCUGUGGACAAAAUAUAUCAAUUUUCGUCAAACAGACUUUCAGAGCUUUACUUAUCCAGAAGGCAUCAAAUCCUUCACCGAAUGUCUGGUUGUACUUCGUUCAGCGGUGUUUCGUUUAGGGAAAAACGAUACGGGAUCAGCAGAAAAAGAGAAGCUCGAAGACAUAAUUCUCUACGUAUUCCUACGAGCAACCUUAUUCAUGCGUGAAGCUGGAUAUGUGGAACUUGCCAUAGCGUCUUUCCAGUGCAUGCUAGAGCUAAAUGUUUUUAACCCGCUAAUCACACCGCCACCAAACACCGAAGUAGCCCACGAACAGCUCCUGGGAAAGCUCGAAGAGUUCUGGGACAGUGAAGUUAUACGCAUUGGAGAGCCAGGUGCUAAAGGUUGGGCAGCAUAUGUAAUUUCAGGCGGUAACGGUGAUAUCCCGGAACCCCGAGAAGAAAAGCUUUUUUCGGGGCCAUUGGAUCAUCGAGAUAUAUUUGGUUCAUGGAUGGACGACGAGGAGGAAAGGCUGGCAUUAUCUAUGAUGCCCGCAAGGACUACCGACGAGGUAGAAGAGGAUGAUCCCUAUCGUGUUAUACUAUUUUCAGAUUUCAAAGCUCUCAUGUUUUGCUUUUCGGUCGGUGCAGUGCGGCGAAAGAUUGUUGAUGCAUUUUUGACUUUUUCAGACCUGACACCGGCGAGGCCUGUUUCCUCAAACUCGCCAGGCGUAACGGACACGUUUUUGAGGAAUGAUAUGAGUUCCAUGGAGGAAUGGUAUCUGGAUGAGUGGUUUUGGCCAAAGAGUUCGGAUGAGGCCAUAGACUCAAAAAUAAUCACUUAUUUAGGGGGACUGUCGAUGGAGCCGGAACGAAAGACUGGCCUGUCCAAAGGCAAUCCAUUCGGGUUUGGGUUAAAAAAUUAUCCGAUUGGGCAAGCCUCCCUCUUUACUUGGGAAUCUAUCAAUUGGAGCCAAAACGUCAAAGGAGUGGAUGCAGCAUUUGUAGGUAGAACCUUAAAGAUGCUUGUUGACGGUUUCGAGGAUGAAAAACUGGCAACCUACUACCUAGCCUGGAUAUCACGAAACCAGCCUGAAAGUGUCACAAAGGUCGCAAAGGCCCUAUUAAAGAAAUUUAGGACUAGUUUACUUCUUUGGAAUGGUUUUGCGCAGGUUGAAUGGCAGGAUGGCAAAGUUGACGCCGCACGGAAUAUCUUUACGACCACACUGGGAAUGAGCCAAGGUUUUCCGGAAGCAAGUAGGCGGGAUGCAAUUCUGCUGUGGAGAACCUGGGCGUGGAAAGAGCUCGAGGAUCCGCCACAAACACUUCGUAUUCUUCUCUCCAUAGAAUCUGGGAAGCUGCUUCCAGAAGAUAAGAAUAGUUUUAGCCCGAAAAAUAUACAGCCAGCAUUGUUGUUGAAGGCUAGAAGAUAUCUGGAUGAUCAGCAGAACCUUAUGAUGUCAAUGGGACACAAUCACCAUGCAGUUAUAUACGUCGAAGUCCGGGCUCUUCUUGAAUAUCUUUCUCAUGAUCAGGAUAUAUCCAUCGCAUUGUCGAUUUUUGAUACAUUCAUGGAAGAGCUUGAGCGGCGGGAUCUUACUGGGCCAGAAUCAGUUGUGCAUGAACUCUGUCUUAUGGCGAAAGCGCAGAUGUUGUAUUACCACGCAAGGACGGCGAAGAUGUUUAAAAUGAAAAUUAUGAGAGAAGUUUUAGAGCAGGCUGUUAGGCUGUUUCCGAAUAACACUGUUUUCAUGGGAUUGUAUGCCUGGAAUGAAGGAAAGACAAAGAUCGAGAAUAAGGUCAGGACUUUGGUGAGGGACGUAGUACUGAAGGAAGGAAGGGAAACAGUUUUGGGGUGGGUUUUUGCUAUCUGGGCGGAGUUGAGAAUGACGGGAAUUGGCGGAGGAUAUAGCCCACAUGCAGUAAGAUCGUUAUUCGAGCAGGCAGUAGAGUGCAAUCGAACUAAAUCUAAUAUCGGGCUAUGGAUAACCUAUGUAAACUUCGAACUGAGAGAGAAAGAGCCAAGGAGAGCCAAGGAAACGCUGUUCAGGGGGAUACAAUGCUGCCCAUGGUCAAAAAAUUUGGUGCUCUUAGCGUUCAAAAAGUUACGCCCGGUAUUAGGGUUUGAAGAAAUGCGGAAGAUUUUGUCCAUCAUUUCGUCAGAAAAGGAGUUGAGGGUGCAUGAUGUAACAGAAUUAGAGGAUAUAAUCGGGGAGAUGAGCGAAGCUCAACGGGAGCGACUUGGGGGAAUGGGGGGACCGCACUUUCUCAGUAUACCUGAUGAUAUUUCUGAGGAUGAGCAUAUGCAGGAGGAUUGA